This is a messenger RNA of Pisolithus orientalis, 222 nucleotides long. RefSeq lists its product as uncharacterized. The record is from RefSeq and is a predicted model, not a curated record. Gene Ontology annotation, cellular component: dolichol-phosphate-mannose synthase complex; endoplasmic reticulum membrane. Gene Ontology annotation, biological process: GPI anchor biosynthetic process. Gene Ontology annotation, molecular function: enzyme regulator activity. The transcript is spliced from 2 exons. Bases 1 to 222 code for a protein of 73 amino acids. NCBI's taxonomy places the organism in Eukaryota, Fungi, Basidiomycota, Agaricomycetes, Boletales, Pisolithaceae.
AUGGCCCUUGGAGGGUCACUGCUUCUGGUUGCGGCGUUCGUAUUCCCUUUCUUUGACAUAUCGAGUCCCAUACAUGACUACUUUCCUGCCCGUGAAUGGGCUGUUCGACUGCCGGCAUUCAUCCUCGUUAUUGGGCUCUCGGGGGUCGGUUUCUUCGUGGGCCUUACUAUCGCAAAGGAAAAGAAGAAAAAGGCUAUGAAAGCAAAGCUUCGAGCAGCCUGA